Rhododendron vialii is the source of this 1077-nucleotide messenger RNA. RefSeq names its product rRNA-processing protein fcf2-like. Gene Ontology annotation, cellular component: nucleolus. The record is from RefSeq and is a predicted model, not a curated record. The transcript has 4 exons. Gene Ontology annotation, molecular function: RNA binding. The coding region runs from base 77 to 472 and encodes 131 amino acids. NCBI's taxonomy places the organism in Eukaryota, Viridiplantae, Streptophyta, Magnoliopsida, Ericales, Ericaceae. Gene Ontology annotation, biological process: RNA processing.
CUUUUUCUUGUCACGCUCCAACAUCGAAACCCGAAACCCUGACCGGUGAGUUCUCCCUCUCUCUCCAGGGCUUCGAAUGGCUGAAGCAGCUGAAAGGAAGCCAGUUUUGUGGGAACCAAAGCUCCCUCUGCUCCCGUCUGUGACAAAAAAUGGAUCCGUUAAAUCUCAACCUUUGCCCGAAAGUGUUGCGGUAUAUAGGCCUACUACAGAGCUUGUUGAUGGCAUGUUCCUUCCUCCUAACAACGCUAAGAAGUUGAACAAACUAAUGACGAAGCAAGUCAAAGAUACAGCUGGAAAGAAUUGGUUUGACAUGCCUGCCCCAACUAUCACCCCGGAGUUAAAGAAAGAUAUGCAGCUACUAAAGUUGAGGAGUAUAUUUGAUCCUAAGAGGCACUACAAGAAGGGUGAUUCAAAAUUAAAAACUCUUCCAAGUAUUUCCAGGCAAGUCCUUGGUAUUGCAUAUGAGCAAUGAGCAUCUGUCUACUUCGCCAUUUGUAUUCCUUUCCAAUGCCUUAGAUUAAUCUCACUUGAUUAAGUGUUGCAAAUUGUAAUAUUUGUCGUUUUCAUAAUUAAUUAGGUGGGCACGGUCAAAGAGACAGCAUCAAAUUUCUACAUAGGUAGACUUACAAAGGAGGAGAGGAAAGCUACCCUUGCUGAUGAGCUACUUUCUGAUCAAACCCUUGGACAGUACAGAAAGCGCAAGGUUCGAGAGAUUAAUGAACAAAACCGUCUUGCUGGAGUUGACAAAUGGAAGAUAAGAGGUAAGCAGUCCUGGAAACGAGCUAAGCAAAGAAGACACUGAUGGUUUCAGUAGGUAUCCCACGGAAGGUUAUUCCCCAACUAAGAAGUUCAAGUUUUGUGCUGGCUGAGAUGGAUGGAAGAUCUUAGCAGUUUUGGUGUUGCGCUUUAGUGAAAUGAGAGACAGAUCAACCUUGAAUGUUUAUAAUCUUCUUGGACUUAAAUUAUUCGAAACAUUUCAUGAAUUAUAGUACUUUGCUACAUAAAUCUUGGCCGUUUAUGUUCUAAUUCUAGUUACUAUAUAUGGAACAAUGAUGGGUCUUGACUGUUUAUGAUAAA